This is a messenger RNA of Dichotomopilus funicola, 456 nucleotides long. RefSeq lists its product as uncharacterized. Lineage: Eukaryota; Fungi; Ascomycota; Sordariomycetes; Sordariales; Chaetomiaceae. The transcript is spliced from 2 exons. The record is from RefSeq and is a predicted model, not a curated record. The coding region runs from base 1 to 456 and encodes 151 amino acids. Gene Ontology annotation, cellular component: RNA polymerase II, core complex; RNA polymerase III complex; RNA polymerase I complex. Gene Ontology annotation, biological process: DNA-templated transcription.
AUGUCCAACAUCGCCUCCGACGCGCAGCUCUUCGAAGACCAUUUCCGGGUCGAGCGACUAGGCGACGCCAAAUAUGACCGGGUGGAUCGCAUCUACUGCAAAUCGGACGACAAGAGUAUCAGCAUGAGCCUCGACAUCAACACCGAACUUUUCCCCUGCAAGGCCGACGACGAACUGCACGUGGCGCUGGCCACGUCGCUGCACUACGACGGUAGUAAGGACGACGAACGCGGCUGGCGCGACGUUGCCAAGGCUGGUGCUAGUGACGCCACCCUCGCGGAUAUCUUUGACUAUGUCUGCUAUGGAAAGAUUUACAAGUUCGAGGACGCUGAGGAUGGGAAGACGAUCAAAGCAUACAUUUCGUUUGGCGGUCUGUUGAUGUCCCUUGAGGGCCCGUACAAGAAGCUCACGCCUUUGCGCGUAGACUACGUUUACCUACUCGCCCGGAAGCGGUGA